This is a messenger RNA of Olea europaea var. sylvestris, 1846 nucleotides long. Its product is annotated as E3 ubiquitin-protein ligase PUB23-like. NCBI's taxonomy places the organism in Eukaryota, Viridiplantae, Streptophyta, Magnoliopsida, Lamiales, Oleaceae. The coding region runs from base 219 to 1460 and encodes 413 amino acids. Gene Ontology annotation, molecular function: ubiquitin protein ligase activity. Gene Ontology annotation, biological process: protein ubiquitination. The transcript is spliced from 2 exons. The record is from RefSeq and is a predicted model, not a curated record.
UAUAGCCUCACGCAUAUAAUUCUCUUUCUGAUUUAAAUAUCGAAGGGGUAACGAACACAUAUCUCGUUGUCUUUGUUGCAGGUAUUCAAAGAUCGUUCGUGUUCAUCAAAGUUCGAAGUUCGAUCAUCAAGUUCGAUAUCUUUCAGGCAGUAAUUUUUGGUAGCAUCAUUACCAAAUUCUAAUCCUUAUCCCUUUUACUCCUUCAUGCUGCUUGUGCUAUGGAUGAAAUUGAAAUUCCAUCCUACUUUCUCUGUCCUAUCAGUCUAGAGAUUAUGAAAGACCCCGUUACAAUCUCAACUGGUAUAACAUAUGAUCGGGAGAGCAUCGAAAAAUGGCUGUUUUCUCAGAAAAAUAACACCUGCCCAGUAACGAAACAAGUUGUUAUUGGUUCAGAAUUGACACCAAACAUCACUCUCCGGCGGUUUAUCCAAUCAUGGUGCACCCUCCAUGCUCCUGACGGCGUCAAGAGGCUUCCGACCCCGAAAGCUCCAAUCAGUAAAACCCAACUUUUGAAGCUUUUCAAUGAUGCCAAGUCUCCAAAUAUGCAAAUGAAGUGCUUACAAAGACUUAGAUCCAUUGCUUCUCACAACGAAGCGAAUAAAAGAUUCAUGGAAACAGCAGGCACGGCCGAGUUCUUAGCUUCGUUAAUCGUGAAAAAAGACGUAGAGGCAUCUUCAGCAGAAGUAUCAGAAGAUGUGAUUGAGUUGAGAAGAGCCAGUAAUGAAGCCUUAAGCAUUCUCUAUCAUCUCCAGCUAUCGGGAUCCGGCCUUAAAUCUCUCUUGGAGAGUAAUAUCGAAUUAAUCGAGUCCUUAACAAGCAUCAUGCAAUCUGGGAACUAUGAUUCUCGAGUCUAUGCUGUCAUGCUUCUGAAAUCCAUGUUCGAAGUAGCUGACUCAAAUCAACCAAUCAAUCUGAGAACCGAAUUUUUCCUCGAAUUAGUCGAUAUAUUGAACGAUCAAAUUUCUCAGAAGGCAUCAAAAGCCACACUGGAAACUCUUAUCAGUGUAUGUCCAUGGGGAAGAAACAGAAUCAAAGCAGUGGAAGCUGGAGCAGUGCCUUUGUUGAUUGACCUUUUACUUGAUUCUUCAGACAAAAGGGCUUCUGAAUUGAUGCUUAUGGUGUUGGAUUUGUUAUGCCAAUGCGCCGAGGGAAGAGCUGAAUUGUUGAAUCACAGUGCAGGAUUAGCCAUUGUUUCGAAAAAGAUUCUUAGGGUUUCGUCUGCAGCAAAUAAGAGCGGUAUAAAAAUUCUACAUUCGAUAUCGAAAUUCUCUGCAACUCCUGGAGUUUUACAAGAAAUGUUGCAGAUUGGUGCAGUGACAAAAUUGUGUCUUGUACUUCAAGUUUUUGAUCGAGGAUCAAAGACAAAGGAGAAAGCAAGAGAAAUUCUUAAAUUGCAUGCAAGAGCAUGGAGGAAUUCUUCAUGCAUACCUACGCAUUUGUUAGCUUCAUAUCCUUCUUGAGGUGGAAUUUUCUUUUUCUUUUUUUCUUUUUUUAAUUUUUAUGUCUGUGGGUGUCUGGACCAAUUUAUGCGAACCUCGACUAAUCCCACGGAACCCUAAAAUUUACAGUCGAGUACUCACCUCAUUAUCCAUGAGGGGACUCGAAUUAGUGACCAUUGGGGAGUAAACCAAAGGCCCGAUCACUGAACUACCUCUUAGAGUUCCUUCUUGAGAUGGAAUUAUAAUUAGGAAAUAGAAAUAAUUAAUUUAAUUGCAUAAAUUUAUGUUCAUAUAAUUAAAAUUCUAAGCCAAAAUGUUGUCCGUAUAUAAAUUUCAAUUUUAUAAACAAUUAUUGUAUUAACUCUUUGGAAAGUUGGGUUUUAAUGGGAAAGGUUCACCUUCUUGUC